Oncorhynchus nerka (sockeye salmon) is the source of this 1671-nucleotide messenger RNA. RefSeq lists its product as uncharacterized. The transcript is spliced from 2 exons. The record is from RefSeq and is a predicted model, not a curated record. NCBI's taxonomy places the organism in Eukaryota, Metazoa, Chordata, Actinopteri, Salmoniformes, Salmonidae. Bases 1 to 1671 code for a protein of 556 amino acids.
AUGCAUGUAGUGAACCUAAACAGUGUGAACCUAAACAGUGUGAACCUAAACAACGUGAACCUAAACAGAGUGAACCUAAACAGUGUGAACCUAAAUAGUGUGAACCUAAAUAACGUGAACCUAAACAGAGUGAACCUAAACAGUGUGAACCUAAACAGUGUGAACCUAAACAGAGUGAACCUAAACAGAGUGAACCUAAACAGUGUGAACCUAAAUAACGUGAACCUAAACAGUGUGAACCUAAACAGCGUGAACCUAAACAGAGUGAACCUAAACAGUGUGAACCUAAAUAACGUGAACCUAAACAGUGUGAACCUAAACAGUGUGAACCUAAACAACGUGAACCUAAACAGAGUGAACCUAAACAACGUGAACCUAAACAGCGUGAACCUAAACAGAGUGAACCUAAACAGUGUGAACCUAAACAACGUGAAGCUAAACAGCGUGAACCUAAACAGUGUGAACCUAAACAGCGUGAACCUAAACAGUGUGAACCUAAACAGCGUGAACCUAAACAGUGUGAACCUAAACAGAGUGAACCUAAACAGAGUGAACCUAACCAGUGUGAACCUAAACAGCGUGAACCUAAACAGAGUGAACCUAAACAGUGUGAACCUAAACAGUGUGAACCUAAACAGCGUGAACCUAAACAACGUGAACCUAAACAGCGUGAACCUAAACAGCGUGAACCUAAACAGCGUGAACCUAAACAACGUGAACCUAAACAACGUUAACCUAAACAGCGUGAACCUAAACAGCGUGAACCUAAACAGAGUGAACCUAAACAGUGUGAACCUAAACAGCGUGAACCUAAACAGCGUGAACCUAAACAACGUGAACCUAAACAACGUUAACCUAAACAGCGUGAACCUAAACAGUGUGAACCUAAACAACAUGAACCUAAACAACAUGAACCUAAACAGCGUGAACCUAAACAGCGUGAACCUAAACAGCGUGAACCUAACCAGCAUGAACCUAAACAGCGUGAACCUAAACAACGUGAACCUAAACAACGUUAACCUAAACAGCGUGAACCUAAACAGUGUGAACCUAAACAACAUGAACCUAAACAACAUGAACCUAAACAGCGUGAACCUAAACAGCGUGAACCUAAACAGCGUGAACCUAACCAGCAUGAACCUAAACAGCGUGAACCUAACCAGUGUGAACCUAAACAGUGUGAACCUAAACAGCGUGAACCUAAACAGCGUGAACCUAAACAGAGUGAACCUAAACAGUGUGAACCUAAACAGCGUGAACCUAAACAGCGUGAACCUAAACAGUGUGAACCUAAACAACAUGAACCUAAACAGCGUGAACCUAAACAGCGUGAACCUAAACAGCGUGAACCUAACCAGUGUGAACCUAAACAGCGUGAACCUAAACAGCGUGAACCUAAACAGCGUGAACCUAAACAGAGUGAACCUAAACAGUGUGAACCUAAACAGCGUGAACCUAAACAGCGUGAACCUAAACAGUGUGAACCUAAACAACAUGAACCUAAACAGCGUGAACCUAAACAGCGUGAACCUAAACAGCGUGAACCUAACCAGUGUGAACCUAAACAGCGUGAACCUAAACAGCGUGAACCUAACCAGUGUGAAUCUAAACAGCGUGAACCUAAACAACAUGAACCUAAACAGCGUGAAAUUGUUAAAUGCUUCUCAAUAG